UGCGCUGUUCUAUCAGGCGGAGAAGCAGUUGAUAACUACGUCACAGUAAUCCCUUAUGAGAUUCCCCGUUUGGUGACGUUAGACAUGGAGGACAUGCUGGAAGAAGGGAAAUCAUACAUUAUCACCUGCACCGUACACGGAGUGGCACCUAUUCAGAACCUCAGGGUCACAAUUCUGAGAGGAAAAGAAGAGAUUUACAAUAAAACAUUUAAGGAUGACUCUCGUGUCGGCAACAUUACAGAACCAGUAACGUAUCAAAUCACAGCUGAGAGAAGUGACAACAUGGAGGACUUCUCCUGCCAGGCCACCCUUGCACUGGGCACAGUCAUUGGGAACAAAACAGUACCGUCAGCUAAUGUCACUGUUAGAACAUUUGCUCUGCCAGACAAACCAAAGCUUGAAGUUAAUCAGUGGAUUGAGAUUGGCACCGGGCAAAUGGCCACAUGUAAAGUCUCCAAUGCCUUUCCCCCUGAACACCUGAACCUGACAAUGAUCUUUAACACUAUAACCCUCAGCAUGAAUAAAACCAAGAUGGCUGAUGGCAGCGUGUUAGGAUCUGCUGGAAUUCCUCCUGACACUUUAUUAGGGACUUACCGGCUUCUUUGCAAAGCUGAGCUUGUCAGUCUGUCCUCCGAAGCCUCCACUGAUAUUCACAUUUAUGAAUUGCCAGAUAUCAGCUUCACUGUCUCGAAUGAUUCAGUCCUUUUGGGUGACUCCAUAACAGCCUCCUGCUUGUUAAAUAAUAAUAACUCCGAUCCAUACGGCGUAACCAUCAGGUUGAACGGGGAAGAAAUCUGUAAAGACCCAGCCAUGGACUGUAAUGUCCCUGUGAAUAGAAGAUCCCCCCAGUCACUUGUCUCCUGUGAAGCUUUCAUUAAAGAUAAUACAGACAUAACUGUAAGGAGAGAGAAAAGCCUCACCGUGCACUAUUCCCCACAGUUCCAGGAUGAUCAGUGCCCAGGCCACUUUGCCCUAAGAGAAGGGAAUAACGGUCCCUUUAAAUGCCAGGCUGAUGGGAACCCCCCUCCCACAGUCACAUGUAGGAGAGAUAGCUGGAACCUUCCAACUGAUCGAACAUUUGAUAUAAACAGAACACACUCCGGGCAAUAUGAGUGCCAGGCUACUAACGAGCAUGGAGUCCAAAGCAAGUCUGUAAUGGUGGAAGUGCAAUAUCCUCCAGCGACUCCUAACAUUACAGCCGUACCAACAGCCACUAUCCCUAAGGGUGGGGCACUCAAUGUAACAUGUUGGGCUGACGGUCUCCCUCAACCUGAGUAUCGUUGGGAGAUUCCUAAUGGCGCCAGUGUGGUUUACAUGAAUAAUAACAGUGUGAUCUUUAUCCCGGAAACCUCGACUUCUCAUAGCGGCACCUACACUUGUCACGCUGUAAACCAACAUGGAGGAAGCUCAGUAGCCCUGGUGAUUACAGUUACAGAUUAUACGCUUGUAAUCAUCCUUUGUGUCGUGGGGUUUUUGUUGCUUAUUAUAAUUAUAAUAGCCAUAGUAUGUUUGAUACUAUGGAAAAAAAACAGAAGAGGCUUUCACGACUUAUUUAAACCAAAACAAGAGAAAUGGCAAGAAGAGGAGAUGACUCCAAUGAAGACACAAUGUAACAACCACUGAAGGUUAUAACAAGACACUGGGACUGAAUAACUCACUUUGAUACUGGGGCGGCUAUUCCCAGACUGGAGACCAGUGCAGCCUGCCCAGUCGCUAUAUGAAUGGAUACACUCCCUGCAGGCUUAUAUUCAUUGUCAUUAUAGCACCACUCUCUGUAUGGCAGACUUCCAUCUUAAGAAAUAUCUUAAGAAAUAUCUCACAAAGUUAAGAGCUA
Messenger RNA from Xenopus tropicalis (tropical clawed frog), 1834 nucleotides. Its product is annotated as intercellular adhesion molecule 5. Bases 85 to 1623 code for a protein of 512 amino acids. Gene Ontology annotation, biological process: cell adhesion; signal transduction; cell-cell adhesion. Gene Ontology annotation, cellular component: plasma membrane; membrane. The record is from RefSeq and is a predicted model, not a curated record. Gene Ontology annotation, molecular function: integrin binding. NCBI's taxonomy places the organism in Eukaryota, Metazoa, Chordata, Amphibia, Anura, Pipidae. The transcript is spliced from 7 exons.